Messenger RNA from Kluyveromyces marxianus DMKU3-1042, 2598 nucleotides. It is a transcript of the gene VTC2, whose product is annotated as vacuolar transporter chaperone. The transcript has a single exon. The record is from RefSeq and is a predicted model, not a curated record. Lineage: Eukaryota; Fungi; Ascomycota; Saccharomycetes; Saccharomycetales; Saccharomycetaceae. Gene Ontology annotation, cellular component: fungal-type vacuole membrane; vacuolar transporter chaperone complex. The coding region runs from base 1 to 2598 and encodes 865 amino acids.
AUGUUGUUUGGUGUGAAAUUAGCCAAUGAUACUUAUCCUCCAUGGAGAGAUCAGUAUAUCGACUAUGAGAAGUUGAAGAAGCUUUUGAAGGAGUCCGUUAUUCGUGAUUCUGAGAUUAACAAUAGUGGUAGUAAGAAGGGGAAAAAACAGGGUAAGGCGGAUGAGUAUUGGACGGAAAAAGACGAGUCGAAGUUUGUGACGGCGCUAGAUGAGGAGCUUGAGAAAGUGUAUAGUUUCCAGACUUCGACUUACAAUAAGAUUAUGAACACGUUGAAUAAGCUUGAAGAGGAGACUGACAAUGACGAGAGUUUGCAGUCUAUUGAUUUCCAAGCGUUCCAGCAACAUUUGGAGGAGUGUUUGAGUCAGGCGCAGGAAUUGGACAAUUUCCAGCGUUUGAACUUUACUGGGUUCACUAAGAUUGUUAAGAAGCACGAUAAGUUGCACCCUGGGUACCCAUCUGUGAAGUCGUUGUUGCAGGUUAGAUUGAAGUCGCUUCCAUUCCAUUCGGAAGAGUAUUCGCCUUUGUUGUACAAGAUUUCUUACUUGUACAAUAUUGUGAGGAACAACUUCUCAACUGUGUCCAAGUCGUUGGCGAAUUCUUCCAAGUUUUCGUCGAUUCCAAACCACGAGGAGACCACGACGCAGUCGUUCAAGUUCUGGGUGCACCAGGAUAAUUUGAUGGAGGUGAAGACGAAUAUUUUGAGACGGUUACCCGUGCUAGUUUAUGCACAGGCGCCAUCUGAGAGUGACGAUUUAAUCAACAGGUUAGAGUCGUCGCUUUUGAAUGACGACGGCGGGCCUGCGAUUUCCAAUUCGAGCAACGAAACGGAUGUGGGCCAUUUGAACAAGAGUUUCGAGCCCGUGAUUUCCACGUUGUACUUUGACAACGACGCAUUCGAGUUGUACAACAACAAGUUGUUGAAGACCAAUUCUGCUCCAACGUUGCGUUUGAGAUGGAUCGGGAAGUUGAGUGACAAGCCAGACAUUUUCUUGGAGAAGAGAAUGUUUGUCAUUGACGAUGAGUCAAACAGAACCGACUUUGAAGAGACUAGAAUCAAGUUGAAGCCCAAGUUCAUCAACGGUUUCAUUUUCAACGGCGACACAGAAUACAAGGAGCUCAUGUUGAAGAAGUUGAAGGAGUCUGGGUCCAGCAGCGAUACUGCCAAGAAGUUGGAAAAUGAGUUUGAUUCCAUCCAGAAGUUCAUUCUUGAAAACGAGUUGCAACCUGUGCUAAGAACGUUGUACCAGAGAACUGCGUUCCAAAUCCCUGGUGACGACCGUGUCAGAAUCACCAUUGAUUCCGAUAUUAUGUACAUUAGAGAGGACUCCUUCGACAAGGAUCGUCCAAUCAGGGACCCUAAGCAUUGGCACAGGUCGGACAUCGAUGCCGAUGUCGUGAACCCAUUGAAGAUGGUGAGACCUGGCGAGUACGCCAAGUUCCCAUACUCGGUGAUGGAGAUUAAGGUGAAGACAUCUUCUUCAUUGGCUGCAUCUUCUGAGAACGCUUUGAGCGCGUUGAGCCACGGCGGGCACCAGGUGAAGUGGAUUGCGGAUCUUGCCAACUCGCACUUGGUCAAGGAAGUGCCCAAGUUCUCCAAGUACGUGCAAGGUGUUGCCUCAUUGUUCGGCGAGGACGAGAAGUUGGACAUGUUGCCUUUCUGGUUGCCUGAUUUGGAAUUCGAUAUCAGGAAGGACCCCAAGCAGGCGUACGAGGAAGAGAAACGCAAGUUGGAAAGACAACAAGAGCAUGCGGCCAAGAUGGACAAGAUGAAGCGACUAUCCGUUGUUGCAUCCGGCAACGGUACUUCUGGCGAUCUGUCCCAUGACGCUGCUGUUGCCGCUGCAACAGCAGCAGCCAAUGCCGCCAAUGCCGCCGCUGGAAACGGCGGCGCUAUCGAUGACGGUAGCAGCGACAACGAGUCCUCAGACGAUGAAGACGGGUCUGGAACGUCCCACAAAAAGAAGAGCAAGAAGAGCCGUCGUCGCCACAAGAACCUCGAACCAACUAUCAUGAGUCUCUUCACCGGCGCAAGCAACGCAGAAAGCAGCAAACUCACCGGUGUCGACUCCGAGGACGAGGAAAUAGAGCUCCCACCUGGCGUGAAAAAGCCAACAAGCUACUUGAAAAACGCAGGUCCGGUCAAGGUCGAAGCCAAGGUCUGGCUCGCAAACGAACGUACGUUCAACAAGUGGCUCAGCGUCACCACUUUGCUCAGCGUGCUAACAUUCUCCAUCUCGAACUCGGUCAAGAAGGCCAACUUGGCAAAGUUGGCCGACUGGCUCACGUACAUAUACUUCGGCUUAACCGUGUUCACCGGUCUCUGGGCCUACCACACCUACGUGACGCGUUUGAACGUGAUCAAGGCCCGUAGCGGCAAACACUUGGAUGCCCCUGUGGGGCCCUUGCUGGUGUCCUUUGUCGUUUCUGCGGCUUUGAUCAUCAACUUUGUCGUUGCGUUCGUCGACUUGGGCAAGAAGCGUGCCAACCCUGCUGCCGGCGACUACAUUUCCGUGGCCAGCGCACGUACAGAAUCCCCAAUCAUCAGCGCCAUCAUAGACUCCAUCACCGGCUGGUUGGGCGUUGCACCUGCCCACUAA